Messenger RNA from Blepharisma stoltei, 222 nucleotides. The record is from the annotation of a GenBank genome assembly. Lineage: Eukaryota; Ciliophora; Heterotrichea; Heterotrichida; Blepharismidae.
AUGCCACUGAAGUGUUUUAUAUGAGGACAUAUUAAUUGCAGAGUACACAUAUCGAAAUAUUUUGAGUUCGCAAAGGAUAGGAGGAAAAUCUUGUUUAAUUUAAUUAAAUGCGAAGCUGAUGGAAAAAUAUAUGAGAGCGGGAUAGUUGAUGAAUAUACUUGAAAGCUUAUAUCAAAAUCAGUGAUCAGCUGAAGAGAUUCUGAUCAAGUUUAUUGCUAUUAA